AGCGAGAAGUCAGUAUUUUUUUUGCUAAAGUGAUGUGAUUAUCACAAUCGAUGGAUUUGAUGGAAAUUGUUAAAAUUCCACGAUUUUUAUGUGUGGAUAAUUGGAAUACAACAGAAUAGGAUAAAACGUUACAUUCAUUAGUGUGGAUCUACCGAGAUACGAACGAAAACGUUUACGGAUAUAACUUUUUUCGAUUGUCACUUAUUCGUAACGAUCAGAUAAAUUGUUGAUCAUGUCAAUGCUACAUCAUUCGGAUGUAACAGUGACAUGAUCAGAUUAGUCCGACAACAUUUAACACAAAACGGUCCCAGUGCUAUCAAGAUUAAAGAUGUUUUCCAUCGUAGUUGUGUAUCUCAAAAUUAAACAUUUUAUAAAUUUUGUAUUCUAAUUCGAUUAUUUUCAAGACGCUAUGUACAACAAAAAUUAAAACUGUUGACGAAAAAUUUGUCAUACUUCUCGUUGUUAAAACGCGUAUUACAAUCAGAAUUGUCAACUCUUCUGAUUUAUCAGAAUUUUUCUGAUCGCUUUCUGAUUUUCUGAUUUUUUUCUGAUUUUUAGCUUUUUUGAUUAGUGCUGGAGAAGAUGGUUUCUGGGGAAAAGGCUGACGUAAUAUCUCCAUGUCAGAAACAGAAAUAUAAACAUAAAGCAAAAGCUGAAUAUUGAUUGAAAUCAUUUGUUUCAUUGAUUUGCUUUUUCUGUUCAGCUGAAUUUGUAACGUAUACGUAUGAACUGUAAAAAAUAGAACAGUUUUCUUCUCCAAGUACAGCUGAAGUUGAAUUUCUUCUAUAAACCAUACGAGACAAAGAAAGAAAAAAAGAGGCAGAUGAGAAUCAGUUUUAAGAAAAAAUUAAGAUGUAACCAUUUCGUGUUUUGGGCAAAAAAAUACGUCUUCUGAUUUUUGAUACUUUGCUUUCUGAUUUUUAGGUUUUUUUUCUGAUUUCUUAGGUUUUGAGUUGGCAAUCCUAAUUACAAUAGUGGAUUUCGAAACGAAGAGUAAGUACAACCACGGAAGACACUGGUUUUUACGGGUGGAUUUGAAAGAAAUUUUCUUUCUACAGCAGUUUCACGACGUGAAUGACAAGAAAUUUAUCACAUGGGUUAUGAUCUUUCUUGCCAUAUUUCAAAGAGAAACAGAUGUAAUUUGUUCAUUUUCUUCACGUGAGUGAAUUGCACUAUCAUAGACAUGUACACGUGUGCGCAUGGCUAGAUCAAGGUCAGUUGACUUGGUGCAUGCAUGGCUCAUGAAUUUCAUGUGCUGUCGAAUAGUUUUUGUUCUCUAUUGUGUUACAAAAGGGAAAUGCGAAGAAACUAUAAUAUGUGCGAUUGCAUAGAAUAGAACAAAAAUACUAUAUAAACAGAGCAUUUCAACAGUGUUAUUCUACUAAUAUUACUUACCUUCUUGUUUUAGUAACAUUCGCAAAAUACAUUUAGUAAUGGCAAAAAAUUCUAUUGAAUUUAAAUUAUUCGCACCUCGUAAUAGUGAAGCUAAAUUAUUAGGUACAUUUUCUAAUUGGGAUGAAAUUAAAAUGCUAAAAGAUGAACAUACCGGUUAUUUUCAAGUAUCGAUACCAUUAGAAGAUGGUAUAUAUCGUUAUAAAUUUUUUGUCAAAUCUCAAAGUCCAUCAUUAUUGGAGCAACCAUGGCAAUAUGUUCCAGAUCCUUAUUCAACAUGCAUUGAUAAAACAACGUUAAGUACUGUUAUUAGAAUAAAAAAUGGUUCCCGUCUAAUUAACAAUGAUGAAUAUAGAUGGCUAUAUGAUAGUAUUCGAUUACCUGAUAAUUCUGACUUAAUUAUCUAUGAAUUUCUUGUCGCAGAUUUUAUUCCACAAGGAAAAUUUAUUGAUGCGAUAGCAAAAUUAGAUUAUCUAGUGGAAAUAGGUGUUAAUGCACUUGAAUUAAUGCCAGUUCACGAUCACAAAAACAAAGAUUGGGGAUAUUUAACAAGAAACUAUUUUGCACUAGAUUCCACUUAUGGCAGUAGUGAAGAACUUAAACAUUUUAUUGAUCAAUGCCAUUCAAAAGGGAUUCGAAUUAUAUUAGAUUGUGUUUUCAAUCACAGUGAUGCAGACUGUCCAUUACAUCUGAUCGAUCGUGAAUAUUGGUAUUACAAAGAUAAACAUCAUCCAGAAGAUUUGGUCAAUCAUUGGAUUAAUCCAACUUUAACAUAUAUUGGAGAUGUGAUUAAAUAUUGGAUUAAAGAAUAUCAUAUUGAUGGUAUUCGAUUUGAUGCAUUAAAACAACUCGAUAAUGAAAAAGCUUUAAAACAUUUUGAUGAUAUUUGUAAACAGACGAUUAAAGACGAAAAACCAUUUAUAACUGUAGGUGAAUAUGUACCAGAUAGUCCUCAAAUUGUUAAACCUCAAGGACCAUUAGAUUCCGUGUGGCGUGCAUCAUUUAAAAAUGAAUUAGUUCCACAAUUAAUUAUUAAAGAAUUAUAUGAAGUAGAAAAAAUAGAAUUAGCUGUUGAUUGUAAACAACAAGGUUAUUCAACGUCAGCAAAUGUUAUCAAUUAUUUAAGUUCACAUGAUAAUGAGCGUCUUAUGAGAAUAUUAGGAGAUUGCCAUAUAUUUGAUGAACCAGCAUUUCGUUUAGCACUUAUUGCACAAACUCUAUUGUUAACAGCUGUUGGUAUACCAAUGAUGUAUAUGGGAAGCGAAUUUGCAGAAUAUAAAUUAUUAGAUAGAGAAGAUCCUAAUUUUACAAAAAAUUCGCAUGAACCGCACUGGAGUUUGGCAACUAUUGGUAAAACUAAACAUUUUUUUGAUUGUACGAAAUUGUUAACAUCAUUACGUAAACGAUCAAAAGCAGUUCGUAGUGAUAAUAUUGAUCUUUUUCAUAGACAUUGGGCAUCUAAAAUAGCAGCAUAUAGUCGAUGGUGUGAUAAUGAACGAGUUAUAGUUGUUACAUGUUUAUCGGAAAAAGAUCGUUCUCAACAUUAUAUACCUAAUUUUCCAACAGGUAAAUAUCAUGAAAUAAUAAAUGAUUCUAAUAUUGAAGUUACAGAUGAUGAUAAUGGUUAUACAUUAGAUUUAAUGAAGAAUGAUGUUAAGGUAUUUGAAUUAAAAAUAGGAAAAUAG
Didymodactylos carnosus is the source of this 3077-nucleotide messenger RNA. Lineage: Eukaryota; Metazoa; Rotifera; Eurotatoria; Philodinida; Philodinidae. The record is from the annotation of a GenBank genome assembly.